CCGCGCGGAAGUUUACCCCACCAGCGUGCUGGUGUCCUUGGAGACGAAGCCGGGUCUGGGCGGCGGCAGAGAGGCAACGACGACAACAGAGCCCCUGGAGAAGCCAAGAUGCCGUCGAAGGGAAAGGACAAAAAGAAGGGCCAGGGCAAAGACAAGAUUAAGAAGAAGAAGAUAAUAAAAGUUGAGGAAUCUGCUGUGGAAAGAGCCAAGGCCAAUGCCUCCCUUUGGGAGGCCAGGCUGGAAGUCACAGAACUCUCUAGGAUUGAGUAUCGUGAUACUUCCCGAAGACUGGCAAAAAGUAAUGAAGACUUAAAGAAACAGCAGUAUAAAAUGGAGAAAGACACAAUGUCUGUUUUGAGCUACUUGAAGAAGCAGGAUCAGGAGAAAGAUAAUCUGAUUGAAAAACUGAAACAGCAAUUGAAUGAAACAAAAGAAAAAGCCCAAGAAGAGAAGGAAAAAUUGGAACAAAAAUAUACAGUGCAAAUAAAUGAGCUGGAGGGACAGUUCCAUCAGAAAGCCAAAGAAAUUGGCAUGAUUCAGAUGGAGCUCAAAACAAUAAAACAAUUCCAAAAGAGAAAAAUCCAAGUGGAGAAAGAAUUAGAUGAUCUGAAGGAGAAUUUAAGGAACACAGAGCGGAAGCAUCAGGAGACUCUUAGAAGAUUGGAAAGCAGAUUUUUUGAAGAAAAGCACCGACUAGAACAAGAGGCUGAAAAGAAGAUAAUAAUGCUGGCAGAGAGAGCCCACCAUGAAGCCGUUAUGCAAUUGAAUAAUGCUGGAAGAACUGUUUUUAAAGAGAAUGUUUAUCUCCAGAAAGCUCUUGCAUACCAUCUGAAGGAAACCGACACUCUGCAAAAAAAUUCCCAGAAGUUACAAGAGACUCAAACUUUGCUUUUACAGCAAAAGGAGAUCAAUGAUCUGUUGGUUAAGGAAAAGAUAAUGCAGCUUACCCAGCAGAGAUCCCAAAUUCAGACUCUGCAGAAGAAGGUGGUAAGCUUGGAGACUGCCCUGAGUUGUAUGACCAAAGAGUUUGAGACUGAAGUUUUAAAACUGCAGCAACAGGCAAUGGUAGAGAACCAAGCAGGUCAAAUUGAAAUUUUCAAAUUGCAGCAACUUCUUCAGAUGAAGGACAGGGAAAUGAAUCGAAUGAAGAAGCUGGCCAAGAACAUACUAGAUGAGAGAACAGAAGUGGAAAGUUUCUUUUUAGAUGCUCUACACCAAGUAAAGCAACAGAUCCUGAUUAGUAGAAAGCGUUAUAAACAGAUAGCACAAGCUGCUUUCAAUUUUAAAAUGAGAGAGGCGUGUGCAAGAAGAACAGAAUAUCCCAAAAUCCGCACAUUCGAUGGCAGAGAGCACAGCACCAAUAGUGUGAAUCAGGAUCUUAUGGAGGCUGAUAAGUGGACAGAUGUUCAUGGAAAUGUGGAUAUUGGAGAUUUGACCUGGGAGCAGAAGGAGAAAGUCUUGAGAUUGCUCUUUGCAAAAAUGAAUGGCUUUGUUCCUAGGAAAUACAGCCAGAGUUCUAGACCUCCAGUUCCAGACUAUGUUGUUCUAGAUGAAGGAAAAGCAAAGGAGUUUGGGGAUGAAAUUAAGCUUCCAGAUCAAACCUUCAUCACCCAGCAAGUGCCAAUCUUGGACUCUUCUGAUGAACUGGUGAUAUCCAAUAUUCAGAAUGAAUCACAAGAGUCUGACAUGGUAAGGAGUCUGUGAUCUAACCAAAUAACACCCCUAACUCUUCCCGUUCCCCGUGCAGCUUCUUGCUAAGUCACAGUUCUUUUCUCUACUAAC
Messenger RNA from Phacochoerus africanus (Common warthog), 1782 nucleotides. RefSeq names its product basal body orientation factor 1 (gene BBOF1). The record is from RefSeq and is a predicted model, not a curated record. The transcript is spliced from 11 exons. Lineage: Eukaryota; Metazoa; Chordata; Mammalia; Artiodactyla; Suidae. Bases 109 to 1704 code for a protein of 531 amino acids.